CAUAAGUGAACACGCCCACCCCCAUGUUAAGCCCACACAAACCUUUCUCCGUGUGUGCACUGAACAACACCGCGGCUGUUCUUUAAAGUUUACUUCUUUAGUUUGAGGAUCUCUUUGCUGGAGCCAUGUGGACAACUGCGCUGGGUCUUACUGUCCUACCACAUGUUGGUGGAAUCUGUGGAGCAUUUAUCACAAGAAGAGAGACGACAACGUGGUAUGCUUCACUUAACAAACCUUCAUGGAGGCCACCCAACCGUGCUUUUGGAGUGGUAUGGACAGCUUUAUACACUGGCAUGGGGUAUGGGUCAUACCUGGUGUAUAAAGAGCUUGGAGGCUUCACAGAAGAUGCUGUGGUCCCACUGGGACUGUAUGGUUUGCAGCUGGCACUGAACUGGGCCUGGACCCCUAUCUUUUUUGGGGCACACAAGAUCAAACUGGCACUCAUUGAGCUUGUUGUGCUGACUGGGACAGUGGCCACCACCAUGGUGUCCUGGUACCCAGUGAACCGCACUGCCACUCUCCUCCUGACUCCAUACCUGGCCUGGCUCUGCUUGGCCACCUCCCUCAACUACUGUAUCUGGAGAGACAACCCAGAGACCAAAAAAGACGAGAAGAAAAGUACUUAACAUGCACUAGUUGGCUUGCUCAUUGGGGAUAGACUAGGGAUAAAAUGAGCUCAUGUUUAAAGUCACUAAAAUUCUGUAAAGAUGCUUUGUGACAAUGUUUAUUGUUAAAAGUGCUAUUAAAAGUAAACUUCAAACAAA
Neoarius graeffei (lesser salmon catfish) is the source of this 764-nucleotide messenger RNA. It is a transcript of the gene tspo, whose product is annotated as translocator protein. The coding region runs from base 126 to 626 and encodes 166 amino acids. Gene Ontology annotation, cellular component: mitochondrial outer membrane. The transcript has 4 exons. NCBI's taxonomy places the organism in Eukaryota, Metazoa, Chordata, Actinopteri, Siluriformes, Ariidae. The record is from RefSeq and is a predicted model, not a curated record.